AUGGCCACGGUACACUCCUCUCCGUCGCUGGAGAGCGAGGACCGCUCCAAGUUCCAGCUGAUCAAAGACUCGAUCUACGACUCGUGCGUGGCCGGCGGGCCCGAGACAAAGCUGUACACGCAGCGCGACAUCCUCGAUUUCGGCAUCAUCCCCAACAACAGCGGCGAGACGCUCAUGAAGGUGAUCCAGGCACUGACGGCGGAGCGGCUGCUCAUCGUCGUCAGCCUGCCCGGCGGCAACCUGGCGUGGAAGUGGCGCUCUGCCGAGGACGCCGGGCGCUACCGCAACCUGACGCAGGAGCAGUCGAUGGUGUACGCCAUGGUGGACGAGGCCGGCGCCGACGGCAUUUGGUCGCGCACCGUCAAGGCCCGCCUCGGCAUGCACGACAGCGUGCUCAAGCAAGCGUUGAAGUUCCUCGAGUCUAAAGGUUAUAUUAAGGAUAUGAAGAGCGUGGAGCACCCCAACAAGAAGAUGUACAUCAAGGCGGGCCUGCGGCCAAGCGAUCGUGCAACGGGCGGGCCGUGGUACACGGACUCGGAUCUGGACGAGGCGUUCAUCUCGGAGCUGACCAAGGUCAUUUUCGAUUACAUUACACAGAGGAGCACGUACACGAGUGUGCACCGGGAACACAAAGAGAAGCAGCCAAAGAAAGGCGUGCUGAAGGGAGAUAAAGCGGAUGCAAAGGGGAAGAAGCGCGCCGCCGAGGAAAUCUCCACAGAUGAUGCUAGACCGACCCAUGCGUCGAAGAAAGAUGUCAAGAAGAAGACAUUGGUGCCCCUGCCCGCGGGUUUCAACAAUUACCCCACAGUACGCCAGAUCGCCGAGCUGAUAUCAUCCCACGGCAUCACGAGCAAUACUACACUAUCAGAGGGGGAUGUCCAGCAAUUAGUCGAUGUGCUGGUAUGGGACAACCUUGUUGAGCCGAUCCAGGUCGGCAAACGCCGUGGCUAUCGGACAGUCAAAGCAGCCAAGGUCAACCCGAUACCGUUGACCCAGUUCAUGCGAAAUGAGGGUGAUGAGGACGACUUGGAUCUACCCAGAGAGAUGGGCGCUGCACCGAGCCAAAAUGGCCUGACCGAGGCACCUUGUGGACGGUGUCCGGUCUUCGAUCUAUGUGAAGAGGGAGGGCCAGUGAGCCCUAGUAAUUGCGUCUAUUUCGAGCGCUGGCUAGGCUUGGACUGA
Phaeoacremonium minimum UCRPA7 is the source of this 1182-nucleotide messenger RNA. RefSeq names its product putative dna-directed rna polymerase iii subunit rpc6 protein. Gene Ontology annotation, biological process: transcription by RNA polymerase III. The coding region runs from base 1 to 1182 and encodes 393 amino acids. The record is from RefSeq and is a predicted model, not a curated record. The transcript has a single exon. Lineage: Eukaryota; Fungi; Ascomycota; Sordariomycetes; Togniniales; Togniniaceae. Gene Ontology annotation, cellular component: RNA polymerase III complex.